UUGCACUGCAGUCUUGGAUGAUUUACUUUACUGUUUCAAUUUUAACUAAUAUUCACAAAUUAAAUUUAAAUAAAAUGUACUUGCUAAAUAUUUGUAUUUUGGCAAUCAAUAUUUUCAGUUGUUAUUUAAAUGUGCACCAAUUAUUUGCGACUAGACUUAGAUAAUAUGGAUGUCCAAAGAACCAUAAACAAGUUCAAAUUUGGUAAUUAAACGCUAAACUUAAUAGUCCCCAUGCCUGGUCUUCUUGCAUAACUCGUAAGUCCUGCCAUACUAAGUUGUGCACCACAUUUGGAACUUCAUGGCCUUCAAAAAUUGUUUCUAUACUUACAGAAACACAUUAGGAUCUUUCUAAAUGAAACAAUGAAUGAAAUAAUAACUUCUCUUUGGUGCAUUCUGUUUGUUGAGUAGUUCCAUUACUUGUAUCUCUAGGAAAGGUUUUGAAUCUCAAUUUUGUUUCGGUUCUUGUCUCUUAGGUAGAGUUAUGCUUUUGGCAGUUUUGACAGGUUUGGUGGUUUCAUAUUGAGAACUGGAGUUUCGAUCAAAGAACCUAGAGUGAAAUCCAAGAAUCGAGAAAUGAAGAGAAAAAUAAAAGAAAUCAAGACAAGUUACUUCAUGAUAUUUUCAUAUACUUUAAGAUAUCAAGGAUUGUAAUUUGUGUAAUUUGAUAAUCGAAAGUUGGAACUAAACUGCAUUGAUUAUUGAAGCUAAAUGCAUUAAAUAUAUCAAGGCUAGUAUGAUUAUUUCCAAAACUUCUUAUGCCAAUUGAGAUAUGAUAAAAGGAUGACCAAAUCUAAAAUAAAAAGAUCUGUAUGGCAAAAAUAGGGUAGUUUAGAUAAAAGAUUCAGCAUGCAUCUGACAACAUACUGUCUGAUCUAGCGGGACUAGAGGAAACAGAGCACGAGAGUGGAGAGAGGGAGGGAGCCAGAACCUGCAAUCUCCUUCUAUCUUCUCAUGCUCCCUCACUUUCUCCUCCUUGCCACUCUUCCUUUCCCCUUAUCAUGCCGGAUCUGGCAGGAUGUUGCCAAACAUGCCCUAAACCUCAAACAUGUGCCUGUGGAGUCAACGUACAUAAUCAAACUAAGAAAACCAAAGCCUAUGCAUUAAAGUAUGCUGCUUAGAUCAACAGUUGCAAUUUAUAAAAUAUCUUUGGAGGAAAAAAAUGACUUGGACCAGGAACCAAUCAUAAGAAAACUCUCCAGUCAAAAAGAGAUCUAUAAAGCAAUAUCAAUUACAAUUAUCAAGGAUGCACUUGCAAAUCCAUUUGCUUAGAAAGAGUAAAUUAGCUCAAAAUUUUUCAUUGAGCUAAGAAAUAAUAAUGGUGGACUAAAUCAAAAGAAAAAUCAAAUCAAGAAUUUCUGUUAUUCUACAAUCCAGCCAUUUAGAAAAUUGGCUCACUUUUAAACCAGACAUGCUCAUGUAUUUUAAGAUAUCGUAACGAGAUCAAUAGCUUAAACAAACAAAAAAAAAACAUGCUGAAGUUUUACAGGCAUGGAUGCCAAUAAGUGCAUUGAUGGUCCAAGUUGCUGCUCAGUCACCAUUUUAAUAAAGAUGUUGUACAAAAUUAUGGUCAUCUCAAGUAAAAUUUUAGGUUUAUGCAUUUAUUCUGCACAUGGGACAAGACUUUAUUUUAGAUGAAUGUGUGAUUGAAGUUAGCUGAAACUGCCUGAGAUGACUGAAACUGAAAUUUCAGAUAGUUUUGGAUUGACUUGCCUGAAUCUUGAUACCCUGCUCUAUGGCCAACCUGAUGGAUCAAUAUUCUCAUGAUUUAUCUCAUUCUUUUUGUUAUCAUAUGGUAGGCUGGAUCUUCUGUAACCCUGUCAGCCUGAUUCACACGUUUAGUCAUUGUUUGUGGAUAAUGUAUGCAUCCAUGUUCUUUUGAUAAAUUAUGACCCUUGGGAAGCUUGUAAUUAAUUUCUUAUUCUUGACAUAAUCUUUGAGUUAUUAUUUAUUUAAUUUUGUUUUGUGCCUUUUGCAUGGUUGAUCAUGUCCCAUUAUCAACCUGUUUGAGUGCAUUGAUAACCUUCCCUAAAAUUUAUCUUACAGUUAUGGUUUCAACAAAUUACUUUGGAUUUUUAUAAAAAGAAAUAUUAGCAUUCCACUAAUUUUGCCUCGCAUUUUGAAAUAGGUUACCGAUCUCCAUGUGCUUUAGCCUUUCAUGGGUUUAAAUGUGCUAUAUUAGUUGCACUUAGGUAAAUGCAAACCUUUUUUUUUUUUGAGUGAGUGAGUGUUGCGGAAAGUUCUUGCAACUAAGGAUGCCCUAUAGAUUCUUGACAAUCUUGCAGUUUUUUUUGACAGUAUAGAGUUUUUCCCAAGGUCAUGGCCUCUUAGGUAAUGCCAAGUUUGUCGGUUAUAAUUUUUGAUGGAUGUUGAAUGAUCAAGCUUGGGCUUUCUAUGUCCAUCAUGCAUGUGCUUUUUGACACUCCAAAACUAGGAAAUGAUAAAUUCUUAUCGAGUACUAUCGUAAAAUUACUCAUCUCACCUCCCAACCAGCAUCUCUUUCCCAAAAGAUUUAAAAUCGAGGCCUUAAAAAGUGUUCAAUAUAAAAUUAGAUAUGAGGUUUCUUCAUUAUUUAGGUUGACCUAAGCAGCCACUUAAGCAACUUCUUUCCUGGGUAUGAUUCUAUUGUUUACGUUGUUUGCAUGUCAUUUAAAUUGGGUGCCUAAACACUAAUUUGUAUCCGACCUUUGUUAGAUGGGUUUUCUCCCUUUCUUUUCUCCCUUUGUUUUUGAGUAGUUAUACUUGCACUAGCAAGAUGAUGUUUUCUACUCUUAGUAGCUGGAAUUUUCUACCACCUGCUUUAGAAUCUUCCCAUAAUCUUGAACUUUACCUGCUUACUAUGCACUUCCUUACUAAGAAUGUUUUUAAAAUAUCCACUUCCCCGCACAUGCAUCCACUCACGGACAAUUUUUGUCAUUAGGCUGCUCUUUGUGAGGCUCUUAACUCUUACUUUCAUUAGUUGCUUCCAUGCUCCAGCUGAUGAUCAGCCUACUACCGUGUUGUAUUGAGUUAUGCAAUGGUAUUCCUUUAAGAAAAAGGAGUUAUGCAAUGAAACAACACAUGCUAUUUUUGCCAUCUAAUUUAUAUGAUAGUUUCUUAUUGUUGUACCUGCUUUUAAUAACUAACUAGGCCAAUAUCUUAAUGAAUAUUUUCUACUUACCUAAGUUGGAAAGAGAGUGCUAUAUGCUAUGUUUCUAUUGUUGGAUUUGCUGUUGUUGUGGGAGGUGUACCUUUUGGAUUUUCCCUUAUGCAUUUGCAAAUGGCUAGUUGUUUGAAUUACAUUGCUUAUUGCAAAUGUCAAGGCUUUUGAAAGUAUUUGGGCUUUUCUUGUGCAUUUCAUGUCCAAGGGUGAUGAACACAAAGGUGGAGUAACAUGAUGGUUAAACUUAGAUAAUUUAUGUUGGGAAGUUCUGAUAUUUAGAUACGCAUAUGUUAUUGUUAUCACAUGCCUUGUUUGUGUUCCAUGCGCAGUCUUUUUCUUAUUUUUACUUUUAUUGAUUAUUAGUGAGGAAAUAAAUGGUUUGAUUUGUAGAAAGCUUUAAUGGUGGGAGAUUUUAUAGGAUGAAGAGAUUGAAUGGAAUGGUGUUUGUUCUCAUAGAGGGGUAGUUUAACAAGAGGGAAGAUAUAAAGAUGGAGGGUCCUGGAACAGAACAACAACAGCUGAAUAAAAUGGAAGUUAUAGUAUUAGAAGAACAACAAGAGCAAGAGGUGGGUAUGACCAAGGAAGGUAGGGAGGAUGAACUCAUUGAGGUGGAGGGGCAUAAAAGGGGAAGAGAUGUUCAUAUGAAGGAGCCUAAAAAGGAGCAUGAAGUAAAAAAUAAUGAGGAGCAUAAAAAGGAACAUGAAGAAGAAAAGAAGGAUAUAGAAAUGGAAGAACCUUGGAACAGUGAUGAAGAUGUAGGAAGCGACUCUUAUGAGAUGUUUGUUGAUGAUUUGGAUAGUGAGCAGGCAUCAACUUUUGACAAUGAUGAUGAAUCAAAUUCCGAGGUGCCUUUAACUGAUGCAGAAGUUGAAGAACUGAUCGCGGAGUUUCUUGAAGUUGAGAGUAAGGCAGCAGAGGCACAAGAGUCACUUGAGAAAGAGUCACUUGCCCGAGUGGAAAGUGAAGUAAGAGUGGAGCUAGCUGAGAAUCUUCUUGGGGAUGCGUUGGAAAUGGCUGUUUCAACUGAAAUGCAAACAUUCAGAGAAGAAUGGGAGGCUGUUCUUGAUGAUUUAGAGACUCAAAGUUCUCUCUUGUUGGAACAACUUGAUGGGGCAGGAAUUGAGCUUCCCAGUCUCUACAGAUGGAUUGAAAGUCAGGUUCCUAAUGGUUGUUGUACAGAAGCUUGGAAGAAAAGGGCUCAGUGGGUAGGCACUCAGGUCACAAUUGAAGUCAACGAAUCAGUCAGAGAAGCUGAAGAAUACCUUAAAUCCUGUCGACCUGUAAGGAGACAACAUGGUCGGCUGUUGGAAGAAGGUGCUAGUGGCUUUCUAGAAAGAACACUUUCCAUUAAAGAAAAGGACAAUCUUGCAGAAAAUUCUGAGAAAGAUUGGAGUAAGUUUGAUGAGCUUAUUCAAUCUCAUGGCUGCACGGAGAGUACUUCAUUUGGUAGCAAGAAUUGGGCAUAUGUUUACCGAGCCAGUACUCCCCAGCAAGCUGCCCAAUUGGGCCUCCAGUUGCCUGGAGUUGACGAGGUAGAGGAGAUCGGUGAAAUUGAGGGCAAUAUUAAUGAUCCUCUCUAUGCUGAUGCGAUUGCGAAUGAGAAAGAAAUUGAGCUUUCUGAAGAACAAAGGAGAAAGUACAGAAAGGUAAGAGAAGAGGAUGAUGUACACGUAACGAGGAAACUGCAACACCAUUUGAAGAGAAGGAGAAACAGGAAUAGUCGGGAAUCUAUUGAGAAAGAGGUCCCGGAUGGUUUUUCCCUGUCAAACGAGUGUCCUCAGCCAGUUUCUGAGAAGCCAAGCUCAUCUGAAAAUGGUGUAGCCAAUGUUGAUAAUACUGAUAUUUUUAUUCAUGAUUUGGAAUCUCAAGCUGUUAUUUCUAAUGGAAGUAAAAAUGAAAAGUUGAUGUUUAAUGGCACCUGGAAGCGUUCACGUGAAAAUGAAGAUGCUGCCAUUGACAAUAAAAGGAGUCGAACUGUUAUAAUAGACAGUGAUGAUGAAGUUCAAGAGUUGAACAGCAAAUCUGCUUCUCAUGCACCAAGCAAGGAGCAAGAUUCACCUUUGCAUGUUAAGAAAGAGGUUGACAUUAUAGAUGUUGAUGGCCUUCCUUCACCUUGUCCAAAAGACAUUUCCAGAAAUUUUCGCUGUACUGCUUGUUCUAAUGUAUUGAAAGCUUCUGAAGUGCACAGGCAUCCACUCUUGGAUGUCAUUAUAUGUGGUAAUUGCAAAUUUCUGGUGGUGGAGAAGACGCGACUUGAGGAUUCUGUGUUGGGUGGUUACUGCAGAUGGUGUGGAAAAGGUGAUGAUGUUAUAAAUUGCAACUCAUGUAAGAUUCUAUUCUGUGGUGCAUGUAUAGCCAGAAAUUUUGGUGAAGAGCGCUUAUCGGAAGCUAAAACCUCUGGUUGGCAGUGCUGUUGCUGCUCACCAACUCUGUUGCAUGGAUUUAUUUUAGAUUGUGAAAAAGCCAUUGGAGGUCUGGUGGUUUCUAGCUCAGGUAGUGAUUCAGAGUUAUCCAAUGCUCAAAUGGAUGUUACAAUCAGCAACAGGAAAAGACAAAAAAAGAAGAUUCGGAGAAUCCUAGAUGAUGCAGAACUUGGAGAAGAAACCAAGCUAAAAAUUGCAAUGGAGAAGGCUAGGCAAGAGCAUCUGAAAUCAAUGCAAGCACAAUCUGCUGGCAAAUUAUGUCGUAAGAGUCCAGCCUAUGUUAAUGGUGAUGCAACAGAAGUUGCCAUGGGUGAUGCAGAUGAAGGCUUUAUAGUGAAUGUAGCCAGGGAGAAAGAUGAGGAACUAGUGAGGAUUCCAAGGAGUAUUUCUGCAAAGUUGAAGCCCCAUCAGGUUACAGGAAUACGAUUCAUGUGGGAGAAUAUUAUACAGUCUGUCAAAAAGGUCAGAUCUGGGGAUAAAGGUUUUGGGUGCAUAUUAGCCCAUACCAUGGGCCUUGGGAAAACUUUUCAGGUCAUUGCUUUUCUGUACACUGCUAUGAGAACUGCUGAUUUAGGAUUAAAAACUGCACUUGUAGUUACACCUGUUAAUGUACUUCAUAACUGGCGGCAAGAGUUUGUGAAGUGGAAACCUGUGGAAAGAAAGCCUCUUCGUGUGUACAUGUUGGAAGAUGUUACCAGGGAGAAAAGAGCCUAUUUGCUUUCAAAAUGGAGAAUCAAAGGUGGAGUUCUUCUAAUAGGCUAUGCUGCUUUCCGAAACUUGUCACUUGGAAGGCAUGUGAAGGAUAGGCACAUGGCCAGUGAAAUUUGCAAUGCAUUGCAUUAUGGACCUGAUAUACUAGUUUGUGAUGAGGCCCAUAUGAUCAAGAAUACGAGAGCUGAUAUCACCCACGCUUUGAAACAAGUAAAGACACAAAGAAGAAUAGCAUUAACUGGAUCACCCUUGCAGAACAAUUUGAUGGAGUAUUAUUGCAUGGUUGAUUUUGUAAGGGAAGGAUAUCUGGGAAGUAGUCAGGAAUUUCGAAACCGGUUCCAAAACCCCAUAGAAAAUGGGCAGCAUACAAAUUCUACUUUGGAUGAUGUAAAGACUAUGAACCAAAGAUCACAUAUUUUAUACGAACAACUUAAAGGAUUUGUCCAGAGGAUGGACAUGAAUGUGGUGAAGAAUGACCUCCCUCCCAAAACUGUUUAUGUCAUCACUGUUAAGCUUUCUCCAUUGCAGAGGAAGUUGUACAAAAAAUUUUUAGAUGUGCAUGGGUUUGCUAGUGACAAAGUUUCUUCUGAGAAAACAAUUAGGCGGAGUUGCUUCUUUGCUGGUUAUCAGGCGCUGGCUCAGAUAUGGAACCAUCCUGGUCUCUUGCAAAUGGCCAAAGAACAUAGGGAUUCCUUGAGACGGGAAGAUGCUGUUGAGAACUUUCUUGUGGAUGACAGCUCUAGUGAUGAUAACAUGGAAACUGACUUAACAAAUGGAGAGAAGCAGAGGAUGAAGAAUGAUUCGUUGAAUAAGAAAAGUGAUACUAUUUUUUAUCAUGAGGAAAGUGACUGGUGGGAGCAUCUUCUAGACGAAAAGAUAUACAGGGAAGUUGAUUACAGUGGUAAAAUGGUUUUACUACUUGAUAUCCUCUCCAUGAGUUCUGAGUUUGGUGAUAAGGCAUUAGUUUUUAGCCAAAGCUUGACAACUCUAGAUUUGAUAGAGUUGUUUCUAUCAAAAUUACCAAGGAAAGGAAGAGAAGGCAAGUACUGGAAGCAAGGCAAGGAUUGGUAUAGGCUAGAUGGAAGCACACAGUGUUCCGAAAGGCAGAAGCUUGUGGAGAGAUUUAAUGAGCCCACGAAUACAAGGGUGAAAUGUACGCUGAUAUCAACGCGGGCUGGAUCGCUGGGCAUCAACCUUCAUGCUGCUAACCGUGUUAUUGUUGUUGAUGGUUCAUGGAAUCCAACCUAUGACCUUCAGGCUAUAUAUCGGGUUUGGAGAUAUGGGCAAAACAAACCUGUCUAUGCUUACCGUUUAAUGGCACAUGGAACCAUGGAAGAAAAGAUAUAUAAACGGCAGGUGACAAAGGAAGGGCUUGCUGCAAGGGUGGUGGAUAGACAACAAAUACAUAGAACCAUGUCCAAGGAAGAGAUAUUGCACCUUUUUGACUUUGGCGAAGAUGAAAAUUCUGACAUGCUUGAACAGAAACAAGAAAAUCAAGUUUUACCCAAUAAGGAUACAAGUGGUGAAAUUGGAUGUUCAUGGGGACAGAAAUCCUUGCCUCUUUGUCAUGGAGCUAGCUGUACUGACAAGAUCAUGGAAAGCAUCUUUAGUAGACAUUAUCCUCGCUGGAUUGCAAACUACCAUGAACAUGAGACCCUUUUACAAGAGAAUGAAGCAGAGAGGCUAUCAAAAGAGGAGCAAGACAUAGCCUGGCAGACUUAUCAAAGAUCAUUGGAGUGGGAAGAGGUACACAGGACAGUUUUUGAUGAUUCUGAGAGAAAACUAGUUGCAGAUGAUCCUGUCAAGAAAAAACUAGUUGCAGAUGAUGCUCUUCCAGAGAGCAGUGUUCCUCAACAAACAAAGGGCAGCUCAAGAAGCCGCUCCGUUAACCAAAGAAAGUGUACCAACCUGGCUCAUUUGCUAACAUUGAGAAGCCAAGGCACUAAAUCCGGCUGCAGCACCAUCUGCGGAGAAUGUGCACAGGAGAUCAGCUGGGAGAACCUUAACAGAGAUGGGAAGUCUAGGUGAGGUUGUACACUGUUCAUGUGUAUGUAUUCUGCAUUUUUUUUUCUUUUUGUAAAUUCAGAGCGGCAUAUAGUGGAGUUUAAUUUUUAAAGGUUCAUUCAUAGUUAAGAGACAAAAUUUAAAAGGUGGUUUAAUUAAUGUAUACUUUGUUAAUAAAUCACAUUGUGGUCUUGACAGCAUCAUCUAACCCAUAAGUUUUCCUUGAGAA
Phoenix dactylifera (date palm) is the source of this 8506-nucleotide messenger RNA. NCBI's taxonomy places the organism in Eukaryota, Viridiplantae, Streptophyta, Magnoliopsida, Arecales, Arecaceae. The record is from RefSeq and is a predicted model, not a curated record.